AUGUUGCCUUUCCGGCCCCUUCAGAAACUCCUUAGUUGGACUAUGAAUCGCCAUGAAGAGGAACUGCGAGCCGUUGGGAAGCGGGUGCUGGUAAGGGGGACGGGGAGCGGGGGGAGAAGACGACGUAUUUUGGGGAUGUUCCUUCCUGCUCAGGGCAACUGCUUCCGGGUUAUAAGUGGGGGGGUCUCAAGCAGUCAGGGAUACAGUCGAAUGAAGAGACAGGGGAGAGCGUCCGGUUCACACAUCACUUCCGACUUUGCGUAGGACAGCCCUCCAUAUGCGGGGCAAGGGUGGCGGAAGUAUCGAGAGGCGAAUGAAAUAAAAGCAAAUUGGACAUCUGGGGAUUGCUACUCAGCAGUAUGAGGCAGCGUGUGUCUGCCUGCUUGUGUCACAUACACAGCCGUACUUAUGUUUAUUACAGUGGUAAAAAAUAAAUAAAUACCAAAGUCCUCCUGCUUGCUGCCCUGGUGCCAUAGCUGUCAACUUUUCCCUUUUCUUGCGAGAAAUCCUAUUCGGAAUAAGGGAAUUUCCCUUAAAAAAAGGAAAAUGUUGACAGCUACGCCUGGCGCAUAUCAAGGGCUGCUGUAGUAGCCGAGGUAGUGGUUAUAGAAUAUUCAGAAAAGCAGCAUCUUCAGCAGCUGAGGGAUGCUGGGUAUGAAUAUCCUCCAUGCUGAUGUUCAUGUAAAGCUUAUAUAUAGGUUUUCUUAUUUUCUGUUCUCGAACUGGACUGCCAUCUCUGCUGCAAUAAAUCAGAGAGGUGGUGCUUCUCAGAUACCUGUGGCCCUAGAUAUGCAGUUGGACUGUCAUAAGCCCCAAAGAUAGAUGAUUGUGGCUGUGCACAUGCCAUACAUUUAAAACCUCUCACCCCCAAAAAAAGGAUUGUGGGAAUUGUAGUUUGUUUAAAAGGUGCUGGGAAUUGUAGAACUGUGAGGUGCAAACUACAGCUUCCAGGAUUUGAGGGAAAGGAUGUAUGCUUUAAAUGUAUGGUGUGUAUGAGCCAUAGCCUAAUAACCGUUGCAGGACUACAGGUUCCCCAUUCUUGGCAAGGUGCCUUUGGCUAUUCACCACCUUACCUUUUCCCUGCACACUGAGCCAGCUUUCCUGCUUACUGUCCUUGACGGGUCUCACUUGCAGGUGGCAGGACUGGGCAAUCAUGGCCUGUGUGGCACCCGCCAUAGUGUGGGCAUGGCUGUCCUUAAUCACCUGGCUACCAAGCUGAGCAUGGCUGACCAGUGGAGAAAGGACAAGCGUUGUUGUGCGGAUGUGGUAUUCACCAGCCUGGGAGAGGUGGAGUUGGUGCUGAUGAAACCCCGUAGCUUCAUGAACAUCAACGGCCGUUGCGUAGUCAGCGCUGGUAAGAAACAACCUUUUUAUUUUCCUUAACCUGUGCAGCAGAACUCGUCUUGCCCUCCCUCAGUAAAGCCCAUGUGCCUGCAUGGCAGACAGGUAGAAACUGACAUGAGGGGAGACCCACCCAUAGGGACCCUGGUUCUUACUCAACCCAGCAGAGCAGAGGUCGGAAACCUGCAUGCCUCCAGGUACCAUUGGACUACAGCUGCCACUGUCCCCAGCCAUUGGCCAUGCUGGCUGGGGCUGAUGGGAGUUGCAGUUCAGCCACAUCAGGGAGGGCCACGAGUUUCCCCAAGUGCAUCAGCAGAGAGUAAGGCAUCCUCAUUGCCUAGAAUGCAAGCGGAGGUAUUCUGGCUCAUACCUGGAAGCAGAGCUGACCCCACUAUGAGCCAAGGUGAGCCACCAAGCUUGGGUGUGGGACUUGGGGGCACCUUUCAGAGCAGGAGAUUUCUGGGGUCCUUCAAGCCUCCAAGAUUUGGCUAUUGAGCCAGCCAGCUCACUUUUCCACUGCCUUUCCAGCCAACUCACCUGCCUCCUCCAUUAGAAAUUAAGCCUAAUAUGCUCUUUUCCCACCUCCUAUUGGGAGCGUCAGCAGGAGCCAGUGAGGAGGCAGCAAGUUCACUUCUCCUGCUUGUUCACUUGUCAAGGUGAGGUCCAGCUAGAAGAAUGGAAACAUGUUUGUGCGCCUCCCCCGCCCCCCAUGUAUGAGUCCAGCUGCAAGUGCCAUUCUGCUCCAGGCUGGCGUGUGUCUGUUAGGAGGAAGAACAGCGCUUCCCACUACCUACCUAAAAUUUUCUCUUCAACAUGAGACUACCAGACAUCUUUUAUUUAUUUCUAUUUAUCUGCCCUCCAGCACCUAUGGAGUUACUCUGUUUUAUCCUCCCAACAACCUCGUGGGGUAAAGUAGUAUGAGAGAUGGGGGCGCAAUGCAAAGCCACUUCUUCAGCCUCAUAGCUGAGCUGGGAUUUGAACCCCACUUCAACACACAACAACAACAUUUAUACUCCGCCCAUCUGGCUGGGUUUCCCCAGCCACUCUGGGUGGCUUCCAGCAGAAUAUUAAAAUACAAUGAUUCAUCAAAUAUUAAAAGCUUCCCUAAACAGGGCUGCUUUCAAAUGUCUUCUAAAAGUCAAAUAGUUUUUAAUUUCUUUGACAUCUGAUGGGAGGGUGUUCCACAGGGCUGGUGCCACUGCUGAGAAGGCCCUCUGCCUGGUUCACUGUAACUUGGCUUCUCACAGUGAGGGAACUGCCAGAAGGCCCUUGGCGCUGGACCUCAGUGUCCGGACUGGACGAUGGGGGUGGAGACGCUCCUUCAGGUAUACAGGACCGAGGCCGUUUAGGGACUUAAAGGUCAGCACCAACACUUUGAAUUAUACCCGGAAACGUAAACUCUAUUGAGUCCAACACAUCAGGGAUGGCCGCUCUGUUGUCCUCCAGAUGUUGUUGGACCACAUUUCCUAUCAUCACUGAUCAUUGGCUGUACUGGUUGGUGCUGAUGGAAAUUAAUAAUACAGUGGUAACUCGGGUUGAGUACUUAAUUCGUUCUGGAGGUCCGUUCUUAACCUGAAACUGUUCUUAACCUGAGCACCACUUUAGCUAAUGGGGCCUCCCACUGCCACCGUGCUGCCGGAGCCCGAUUUCUGUUCUUAUCCUGAAGCAAAGUUAUUAACCUGAAGCACUAUUUUUGGGUUAGCGGAGUGUGUAACCUGAAGCAUAUGUAACCUGAAGCGUAUGUAACCCGAGGUACCACUGUAGUUUUGCAUUAAUAAAACUGCUAGAGUGUUUGCAAAGCUAAGCAGGGUCCGGUGGUGGUUUCAAAUUGGAUGGAGGAUCACAUGUUGAGAUUCCUGCAUUGUAGGGGGUUGGACUUGGUGAGCCUCGGGGUCCCUUCCAACUCUACGAUUCUAUGAUUCUGUAGCCGGAGGGCCACAAACUUCCCAUCUGCGUUCUGUGCCGCAGGUUGUGUUGUUCUUAUUCUGCCCAGUAGAGGGCAAGCUACCCCGGUUCCUGCAAUACCAAGAGACUGUAGCUGGCCAAAUAUUGAGCUUUCAUCUAGAAAUGCUAUUUGUUCAUUGUGUUAGCCUUGAAAGAGAUUUUCUCACACACGGAGAUGAGGGCUUUAAGAGAGGAGCAAGUACAGAGGUCCUCUUUUGAGGCAUGUCCUUGUGGCAUGUCCCUCAGCCUCCUGUCCUCUGCCCUCUCCUUGCUGCUGCUCCCGCAGCCCCUGGUCUCUAAGCUGCCCCCUACCCCCAUGACAGGUACCUCCUAACACUGCCCCACGGGGGCUUUGGAAGCACCCCCUGGUCACCAUUCACCUGAGGAGUUUGUAGCCAAGGCUGUGCAAAUCUUUGGGAGGCUGAGUCACAAGAGGCAUCACAAGGGGGAGAAAAGGAAAGAGGAACAGAGGCCAGUGUUGACUGUGGCACCCCUGACCUUCAUUCAAGGCACCCCAGGAUGCCACAGCACACUGGUUGAAAACCACUGGUUCAAGACAUCUCUCUCUUACUCUGGUCGGAAGCAUAAAUUCAGAAGACUGACAGGGUGGCCCAUCAGUACAAGGCAGUGAUAGGCACUGUUAUGCCAGCCAGAUGUUUCUGGACUACAGUUGCCAUCAUCCUUGUUAUUAAUGGUCUGUUGAAAGCUGGUGGGAGGACAUCUGUACUUGCAAAUUCUGUUGCUUGUUCGCUGAUGUGAGGCAGAGCAGACUCCUGUCCUCAACGAGCCUCGCCUGCUGCUUCUGGACUGCAUUGCAUCUGUUUCUGGCCAAGUAGAGAUCUAGGCUCCCCAUCUGACUGAACCUCCUCGAACUUUUUCUCUCUUUUAAAGCGGAGAUAUUCAACCUGGGCGCUGAAGAUAUUUACCUAGUUCAUGAUGACCUGGACAAGUCCUUGGGAAAGGUCGCCCUGAAGCUGGGAGGCAGCGCAAGGUAAUUCUUCAUAAUUAUGGCGCUCCCUAUGUACAGAGUGCAUAAUUAUUAUUAUUAUUAUUAUUAUUAUUAUUAUUAUUAUUAUUUAUACCGCAGCCAUCUGACAGGGUUGCCCCAGCCAUUCUGGGCAGCUUCCAACAUAUACAAAAACAUCAUUAAACAUUAAACUUUGAAAAGCUUCCCUAUACAGGGCUGCCUUCAGAUGUCUUCUAAAAUUUUUAUAAUUAUUUAUCCCCUUGACAUCUCAUGGGAGGGCGUUCCACAGGGUGAGUGCUAAUACCAAAAGGGCCCUUUCCCUGGUUCGCUGUAACUUCACUUCUCACAGUGAGGGAACUGCCAGAAGGCCCUCAGAGCUGCAUCUCAGUGUCCAGGCUGGACGAGGGGGCGGGUAGAGACCCUUCUUGAGGGCUACAGGGCCAAAGCCAUUUCGGGCUUUACAGGUCAGCACCAACACUCUGAAUUGUGCUUGGAAACACACUGAGAGCCAGUGAAGAUACUUUAGGACCGGUGUUACCUUAUUUUUCGCUCUAUAGUGUGCACUUGCCCAUAGGACGCACCUCGUUUUUUGGGGGAAAAUGAAUAAAAAAAAUUUAUCCCCCCCCCCAGCCCCCAGAACAGGCUGCUAUCCACAAGCCUUGUGAGCCCGGCGGCAACUCCCGCCGGGCUCGCAAGGCUUCCGGACACCUGCGUGAAGCACGGGGCGUCCUCCGGAGGGCGCCCUGUAAUUCGGGCUGCAGGCUGCCGCUCGCAAGCCUUGCGAGCCCACGGGAACUCCCCCCGAGUGCGCAAGGCUUGCCGACACCUGCGCGAAGCACGGGGCAUCCUCCGGAGGGCGCCCCGUGCUCCGGGCUGCAGGCUGCCGCUCGCAAGCCUUGCGAGCCCGCAGGAACUCCCCCCAGGCGCGCAAGGCUUGCGGAUAGCUUCCUGAAGCCUGGAGAGCGAGAGGGGUCGGUGCGCACCGAUGCCUCUCGCUCUCCAGGCUUCAGCGAAAGCCUGCAUUCUCCCCAUAGGACGCACACACAUUUCCCCUUCAUUUUUGGAAGGGAAAAAGUGCGUCCUAUAGGGCGAAAAAUACGGUAUAUAGUUCCAGCUGCCACUCCUAGUCACCAGUCUAGCUGCUGCAUUCUGGAUUAGUUGUAGUUUCCAAGUAACCUUCAAAGGUAGCCCCACAUAGAGCACAUUGCAGUAGUCCAAAUGAGAGAUAACCAGGGCAUGCACCAGUCUGGCGAGACAGUGCGCAGGCAGGUAGAUGGAGCUGUGUCCAAUUGGCCUGGGCACAGAAUUAACCUGUUUUAAUACAAAGGGGAAGAUCAACAUGUGUGUGAGAUCAGUGGAGUGCGUGCAGAUGGGGGACUGAUGUUGAUUUCUGGAUGAGAAAAGUGUGGGGAUAGAGAAGCUGUAUGUCCGUCUAGAUCAGUGGUUCUCAACCUGUGGGUCCCCAGAUGUUGCUGGACUACAACUCCCAUCAUCCCUGAGCUCUGGCCUUGCUAGCUAGGGGUGAUGGGAGUUGUAGUUCAACAACAUCUGGGGACCCACAGGUUGAGAAAGGCUGGUCUAGAUGCUGCUGCACUCCCAUCAGCCCAAGCCAGCGUGGCCAGGGAUGGUGGAAGCUGGAGUCCAGCAAUAUCUGGAAGGACACAAAGGCCAGCAGUGGAUGGUGCCAGUGCAGUGACAGCUAAUUCUAAUUUCAUCCCCAUCCUCCUCCCUCCGGAGUUCUGCAAGGACAAAAGUGAGGCUAAGCAGGAAGAAACUGACCAGCCAUGCUGCCCCCUAGACUGGUUGUAAGAUGGUAAGUAGGUAGGGGCUGGCAUGGGGCAUGCCUAGGUUCAUGGGGCCGUGCCCCAUUUGCCCAAACCAACCAGCCUCCACUGUUUGUUUCUGACAAGGGAUUCUGUCUCUUGGCAGCCACGGGACAAAGUAUAAAUUUUGCCAGUGUGCCUUUUUUUUGACAGGAAGAGGCAGUGAAGCCACCCACAGCUGUUAAACUUCUGCACUGUUAGAUGGCUCCCUCAAGGAACAAUGCCUCUCUUAGGAAAAGGACAGCCACCCCUGUCCUCAAACAGCUUGUUCAGCGUUUUUGGGAAUCUUCUGGCCGAGAGGAUGAGUAUCUGACUUGCAAAGCAAUCUGGACCAUUGAGUAAAUGUUUCUUGGCCCCUGUCAGGAGUAGGGUUCCUUUGUAGAGAGACUGACCGGAGGCUUAGAUGCCUUGCUUCUUUUUUUUCAGAGGUCAUAACGGAGUCCGUUCCUGCAUCAAGUCCCUGAAAUCCGAUGUGAGUUGCCGCUUUGGUUCACCCGCGUACCACCAAAGAGGACCGAUCUUCAUUUAUUACCAUGACAUGGGGUCUUGGUAGUCAUCCAAGGAUGGGAUUCUCGCAUAUUAGCAGCUGUGUCUGUCUGGAGCUCAGCUUACACCGGGCGAGAACCCUUGCAUGUUUCAUGCUUGGCCCCAGGCCGGGGGUGGUGGAGGGAGGAGGUUAUUCAAUUGGAAGCAGAUGGCUGGCUGCAAUCCCAGGACGCCAAACUAAAAAACAUUGCGGCCUUCGUGGAUUGCUGUCUUAUGUCUAGCCAAAGGGCAAAGGCUGGAGGAGACUUUGCAAGCUUGCAAAACCCACAGAGUCGCUACCAGAGAGAAUAACAGAUCCUACAACUGUAUAGAGGAGUUAUUCACAAUCCCUAUCAUAGGAAGAAAAUCCAAUUUUGUAACCAGUCCUUUAUUGGACCAUACUGGUUUUAUUGUUUUAUUGGUGUCUUUUUAAAGAUGGGAUGAAUUCAAGACUGUUGGGUUGGCUUGAAAGCUUGUUACUUCUAAUACCAGUUGUCAGAUAUUUGACUGACUUCAUCAGGUUUCUGAGGGAUUUGCUUUCUCGUCUAUCUGACUCAUUUAUUUAUUUUUAGCUUGCAUAUAGGAGUUGAAUUCCCCCUCUAUUUUGCCACAAAUGACUUUGAAAACAAUGUUCUGUUGAUAGGAUUCACAUUAAGAUGGUUUUCAUUUUUUAAUUCAGGGAUUCCUAUGUGAAGAUUUGAGCAUGGCUCCCAAUAACUUGAAGGCGAGCAAAUCACAAUAAUCUUUAUCUAAAUCUAAGCCUAUGUGCUUUAAAAUAAAAUAAAAAUGAAAGCAGCAAAAUACAACAGCCUCAGAAAACCAAAUAAAAAGACUUCAGAUAUUCCUUAAAAGUAUGAGACGAUAGGUGGGAGGCAAAGCCUGUCCUGAAAUUACAGCAAUGCAGGCACCCUACCAAGAGAAGUGUUGAAGCUCAGUAGCAGAGCACCUGCAGGGCAAACACCUGUGAAUUGAAGCGGGUGGCGCUGUGGUCUAAACCAUCAAGCCACUUGGGCUUGCUGAUCAGAAGGUCGGCGGUUCAAAUCCCCAUGACGGGGUGAGCUCCCGUUGCUCUGUCCCAGCUCCUGCCCACCUAGCAGUUCAAAAGCACACCAGUGCAAGUAGAUAAAUAGGUACCACUGUGGUGGGAAGGUAAACAGCAUUUCCAUGUGCUCUGGUUUCUGUCACGGUGUUCCAUUGCGCCAGAAGCGGCUUCGUCAUGCUGGCCACAUGACCCGGAAAGCUGUCUGUGGACAAACGCUGGCUUCCUCGACCUGAAAGCGAGAUGAGCACCGCAACCCCAUAGUCACCUUUGACUGGACCUAACUGUCCAGGGGUCCUUUACCUUUUUACCUUAGGAGAAUGUUGGAAGAUUCAGGACAGAUGAAAGCAAGUGCUUCUUUAAGCAGCACCUAGUUAAGCUAUGUUAACCUAGUUAACCAUGUGAGAUGAGAGUGCUGCUCUUGUGCUUGCAUCCUGCUUGCGGGUUUCCCAAAGGUAUCUGUCCAGCCCCUGUGAAAACAGGAUGCUAGACUAGAUGGACCAUUGGCCUGAUCCAGUAGGCUCUUUCUAUAUUCUUAUGUAAUUCUUAGAAGUAAAGCUUCAAUCCUGCCCCAAUAGUCUGCUGAUUAGUAAAGGCAACCCCUGACUCCCCUUGUGCUGCCUGAGAGGUAACAGCAGAGUGGGAAGGAGGAGGCGGAGAGGGGAGGUUACAUUUUGGAAAUUGCCUCUCAGGGAAGAUGAGUGAGGGUAGGGCAGGGUUGAGAGAAGCAGCUGCUCCUCGCCCCCGGGUCUCUAUCCCUCCUCUCCUCUCCCCUCCCCAAGCUUAUUUGAAGAGGCAUGGAAAGAAAGUUGUUGUUGUUGUUUAGUCGUAUAGUCGUGUCUGACUAUUCGUGACCCCCUGGACCCGAGCACGCCAGGCACUCCUGUCUUCCACUGCCUCCCAGUUUGGUCAAACUCAUGCUGGUAGCUUUGAGAACACUCUCCAACCAUCUCGUCCUCUGUCGUCCCCUUCUCCUUGUACCCUCCAUCUUUCCCAACAUCAGGGUCUUUUCCAGGGAGUCUUCUCUUCUCAUGAGGUGGCCAAAGUCUUGGAGCCUCAACUUCAGGAUCUGUCCUUCCAGUGAGCACUCAGGGCUGAUUUCCUUCAGAAUGGAGAGGUUUGAUCUUCUUGCAGUUCAUGGGACUCUCAAGAGUCUCCUCCAGCACCAGAAUUCAACAGCAUUCUCUGCUUUUUAAGAUGCUGUCUAGGUUUGUCAUUGCUUUUCUCCAGAAAGUACUUGGGCAUAAUAAGAACUUAAGAGCCUGGCUGCUGGAUCAGGACAAUGCCCCGUCACGUCCAGCAUCCUGCUCUCCCGGUGGCCUAAUAGAUGCUGCAGUAGGAAGCCUGUAAGCAGAACCUGAGCACAACAGCAUUCUCCCCACUUGCGGUUCCUAGCACUGGCAUUCAGAAGUAGUGGAGAGAGAACUUAGCCAUCACAGCUAGGGGCCACUGGUAGCCUUAUCCUCCAUGAAUUUGUGUCUUUUAAAGCCAUCCAAAAUGGUGGUCAUCACUGCCUCUUAGGGUAAAAUAUUCCUUAGGUGGACUAUGUAUUGUGUAAAGAAGCACUUUCCUUUGUCUGUCCGGAAUCUUCCAGCGUUCAGCUUGCUUGGAUGUACCAGAGUUCUAGUUUGGUGAGAGAGGCAGAAAAACCUUUCUCACUUCACUUUCUUCAUGCUAGGAACUAUCGUAUACACCUCUAUCAUGUAUCUCCCCUCCCCCACACUCACCAUCAAGUGAGGGUUGGACAGGUUAAACAACAAGACUGUCAGCUGCCACUCUCAAACCAUAAGAAUUGGGUCACUUCUGUUCAGUUCAAAAUACGCAGCCUCAACAUAGACACGACAGCAAACUAUGGUUAAGGAAGCUUAACAGUCUUUUCACAUGAUGACUGAAAUGACCAAAAAUCAAAUAAAAAACCAUGGUUUACAGUCAUGUGGGAAACUGUACUCUGAAGCCAGUAUUUGAAAUUUGCAAACCAUGGUUUGAUGUGCUGUCUUAAUUGACUGACAAUCGUUAUAACAGUUGCCUCACCUUGGGAGGCCGCCACACCAAAGACCAGAGCUCUGAGCAGGUGGGAAAUGAAAGCAAGCAAGCUGUUCUGAACUGUAGGUUGUAUGACUGUGUUGUACAUUUGGAAGCGAUAACCAUGGUUUGGGUUAUGAAACUGGUUAGGGCAAACCAUGGUUCGGUGUAUCUGCUGUUGGAUCCAAACACAUGAUAACUGGUAAGCACCACACCAGCAAUUCUGGUGUAUGUUAUUGGGCAGAACAAAACCAACUCCCCCCUUUCUCUCUCUCUUUCUCUCCCCGCUUCAGCGUAUGGUCCGACUGAGGAUAGGGAUCGGCCGCCCAGUGGGAGAAGCUGCCGUGGAACACUACGUAUUGGGCAAGUUCACCAGAGCUGAGCAAGAGAUCUUACCGCAAGUCUUUGAGCAGGCAGUCACAAUGCUCCUGGGACACAUCCAGCAGAGAAAUAGCAGCCCAGGGACCCGGAUCACUUCUGGGUCACCAGCCAAGACACCUCUUGGGAUGGAAGGCGCAUAG
Podarcis lilfordi (Lilford's wall lizard) is the source of this 10182-nucleotide messenger RNA. The record is from the annotation of a GenBank genome assembly. NCBI's taxonomy places the organism in Eukaryota, Metazoa, Chordata, Lepidosauria, Squamata, Lacertidae.